AUCCAAACAGGCAAAACUUUACCGAUACAAACAAUGAAGUGAAAGCUGUAGUAGUGUUAGUACUGUACUGUUGGCUUAAUUUAAAGAACAGAAGAGGAGACUAGGCGUUUCCCGGCUUCCCCCAUUUUGCUGCUGCCUCCAUUAUUAGGUUCUUCCAGGUCUCUCUCUCUCUCUCUUCAGGGAUCACACAACUCUCUUUACGUAAAACGUUCUCGAAAAAUAGGUGAAAUGAGACAGUAUAGGUUGGAUGUCAAAGUUGCUUGGUAAACAGUCAUGUAUCUCAGGGUGGAAUUAUCGUGGAACGUAGUGGUGUCUGCUGAGCAGCUGCAUGGUGAAGGGCUGCUUCUCCAAAGAGCUAUAAUCUUGCAAUUGAUGGAGGACUUCUCAAACCGCAAAGCGAACUCGGACUACGGGUAUUUUGUGGCUCCUACUGCCUUGGAACGCAUAGGGGACGGAAAGGUCAGGCAGGAUUCAGGCGACGUUCUCUUCCCUGUUGUUUUCAAAUGUAUCACCUUCAAACCGUUCAAGGGAGAGAUCCUGUGUGGUGUGGUGAACAAGAUCAUGAAGCAGGGGGUUUUCCUAAGCUGUGGUCCCAUUGAAAAGGUUUUUCUUGCAGCUAUCAAGAUGGGAGAUUACCAUCACUUCCCCGGUGAGAAUCCAGUUUUCCAGAAUGACAAGGACUCCAAGAUAGAGAAGGAUGUGCAGGUUCGCUUCAAGGUCCUCGGAACGAAGUGGAUUGAAACGGAUAGGGAAUUUCAGAUCUUGGGAAGCUUGGAAGGUGAUUAUCUGGGACCUAUCUACAAGGGUGAAAUCUAAUUUUGAAUGUGCUCACAUUCCCCCUCCAUGAAAGAUGUGUAUAUCUUUUUUUUUUUCCAUUUUGUGUUUGGAGGGGCGGGUAAAAGAAUAGGACUACAGGUUUGGUUUAUCACUAGCACGGACGGAUGGACAGAUGGUUAGGUCUUAAGUAAAUGGGGUAGAAAAAGCUACAAUUAGGAGGCUCAGAAAGUAUCACAGUAGAUGGUAUAACAAUGCAAGUCGCAUCUUUAUAUUUUGGAAGAAAACUAUGCGAGCGUGCAAACUAUCUGUUAUCAUUGACUUCCAGAUUAUCACUUGUUGAGAUUAAUUAGAAGUAUGCCUGCUUUAUUUGGAAA
Messenger RNA from Papaver somniferum (opium poppy), 1151 nucleotides. Its product is annotated as DNA-directed RNA polymerase V subunit 7-like. Gene Ontology annotation, biological process: DNA-templated transcription initiation. Gene Ontology annotation, molecular function: single-stranded DNA binding; single-stranded RNA binding. The transcript is spliced from 3 exons. The coding region runs from base 274 to 816 and encodes 180 amino acids. The record is from RefSeq and is a predicted model, not a curated record. Lineage: Eukaryota; Viridiplantae; Streptophyta; Magnoliopsida; Ranunculales; Papaveraceae.